UCAUCAUCUAUAAAACCAAAAAUGGUGUCUAUGGAAUUAGAAUGGUGGUUAUUUCCAUUUAUUCCAAGUGCACCUAUGGUUUCAUCAAUAUUAUUCACCAUGCUAGUAGGGUUUGUAUGGUACCUUUAUGGGCCUUAUUGGAGGCUAAGAAGAGUUCCGGGCCCACCAUCUCUUCCUCUUGUAGGACACCUUCCAUUGCUGGCUAAGUAUGGCCCUGAUGUCUUCUCUGUCCUUGCAAAGCAAUAUGGCCCAAUUUACAGAUUUCAUAUGGGAAGACAGCCACUAAUAAUAAUAGCAGAAGCAGAACUUUGUACUGAAGUUGGAAUAAGAAAGUUCAAACAAAUUUCAAAUAGAAGCAUUCCAUCUCCUAUUUCUGCUUCCCCACUCCACCAAAAAGGUCUCUUCUUCACCAGGGGUCAACGUUGGUCAACCAUGAGAAACACCAUAAUCUCAAUGUACCAACCAUCACACUUGGCCAGCUUAGUGCCAAGAAUGCAAUCAUUCAUAGAAUCAGCAACACAAAAUCUAGAUCACAUCACAAAUACUAAUGAAGACAUAACAUUCUCCAAUCUCUCACUUAGGCUUGCAACCGAUGUAAUUGGUGAUGCUGCAUUUGGUGUCAACUUUGGACUGUCAAAUCCUAAUUAUUCAUCUAAUUGUGAUUUAUCAAUCAAGAACAAUAAUAAUGUUAAUGUUAACAAGGAAGUUUCUGAUUUCAUUAAUCAACACAUUUAUUCCACUACACAACUGAAAAUGGACCUAUCCGGUUCAUUUUCUAUCAUACUAGGAUUAAUUGUACCAUUGCUUCAAGAACCGUUUCGGUGGAUCUUGAAGCUGAUUCCGGGUACCAUGGAUCAGAAAAUAGAGAAUACCAAUAGGAAAUUGAGCCGCCGACUCGACGAGAUUGUGAAAAGGAGGAUGGAAGAAAGUAACAGGACUUGCAAGAAUUUCUUGUCACUUAUUUUGAAUGCAAGGGAAUCAAGAAAUGUGUCUGAGGAUGUGUUCACACAUGAUUAUAUUAGUGCUGUUACUUAUGAACACUUGCUUGCAGGGUCGGCUACCACUUCUUUUACACUGUCCUCUGUUGUUUAUUUGGUUGCUGGCCAUCCUGAAGUUGAGAGCAAGUUGAUUCAAGAGAUCGAUGGCUUCGGUCCGCCUGAUCGGAUGCCGACUGCCCAAGAUCUUCAAGAUAGUUUUCCUUAUCUUCAUCAGGUUAUUCAAGAGGCCAUGAGGGUUUACACUGUCUCCCCAUUAGUUGCAAGAGAAACAUCAACCGAAGUAGAGAUAGGAGGUUAUCUCCUUCCAAAGGGAACAUGGGUGUGGCUAGCACUUGGAGUUCUAGCAAAAGACCCAAAACAAUUUCCAGAGCCAGAGAAGUUCAAACCAGAGAGAUUUGACCCUAAAUGUGAUGAGAUGAAACAAAGGCACCCUUAUGCAUUUAUACCAUUUGGAAUUGAAUAUUUGUUUCGCCAUUCACCUAACAUGGAAAAGCCUUUAGAACUAGAAUAUGGUAUAGUUCUCAAUUUCAAGCAUGGUGUCAAGCUUAGAGUCAUAAACAGAACAAAUUAAGCUAGAGUGACCUACGUAAAGUUUAAUUAGACCAUACAAAUUGUAUUGUGAUGCUAUAGCUUUAAGAAAUAUUAUAGCAAUAAUUAAUAUUGUUAAAUGAAAAUGUGUGUUUUCAAAUAGAGUAUGUAGAUCAUACGAUUUAAACCCACAAGAAAGAAUUGAAUUCCUAUCACAGAAUUGAAGUAUUUAUAAGAAGGUUGCUCAGAUGUUGACAAGAAUAACAACCUUAUCAUCCCCACCAUCUCCUUUCAACUUUAUGACUGUAAUAACAUUACCUUCUUCCUUAACUCAACAGGCAUCUCCCUUAGUGUGCCACAAUCCACCAAUGUCCCACCAAAUUCAAAUUUUCCAAUUCAUGGUCUUGGGCCGAAAAUGUUACAGCGUCCCACCAAUUAGAAAUUGCAUCAUCGGAAAUUAUGUGGAACAUUCUUAAACCUAUGCCAAAGGCUA
Arachis duranensis is the source of this 2019-nucleotide messenger RNA. Its product is annotated as cytochrome P450 711A1. The record is from RefSeq and is a predicted model, not a curated record. Lineage: Eukaryota; Viridiplantae; Streptophyta; Magnoliopsida; Fabales; Fabaceae. Gene Ontology annotation, molecular function: heme binding; oxidoreductase activity, acting on paired donors, with incorporation or reduction of molecular oxygen; iron ion binding.